This is a messenger RNA of Brienomyrus brachyistius, 3702 nucleotides long. Its product is annotated as NF-kappa-B-repressing factor-like. Gene Ontology annotation, molecular function: nucleic acid binding. The record is from RefSeq and is a predicted model, not a curated record. Lineage: Eukaryota; Metazoa; Chordata; Actinopteri; Osteoglossiformes; Mormyridae. The coding region runs from base 47 to 2338 and encodes 763 amino acids. The transcript has 3 exons.
CCAUGAUGCACCGCGAACACGAAGCGGAAGAAGCGUGGCUGGCAGCAUGGCUGACGACUGCAGCAGCGACGCGCUGAACAGCGGUCAGAGGAGCCUCCGUGUGGACGAUUUCCAGUUUCAUUCCGAAAGUGACAAGCAGUGGACCGCCCGGAGACAGUUCAUCAUUAAGCAUGUCGCAGAAUACGAAGCGAAAAACAAGGUCGACCACUUACUGUCCCUGUCCAUGGUGUGGGCUAACCACGUUUUUAUGGGAUGCAGGUACGACUCAGACCUGAUGCAGAAGGUGCUGGAAAUGGCCGAAGGCAUAAAUGUUGGUGAGAGACCCAACUUCCAGCUGGUUGCAGGUGAAGCAAAAAAGAGAUCAGGCUCCUGUAAUGACGGAGAGGAGAUUUUCAGGAAGAUUCCACGGUUCGGCCCCCGCUUUGAACCCGUGCCUUUUGUCGCCAGUAGUGGUGUGGAUGAGAAGGAAGAUGAAGACCAAGCCACAGCAGGGACAAGCCUCAUCGCGCCCACAGGCUCGGCUGCCUCAGCCUCUCCUUCUCCGCAGAACACUGCAGCGUUUGUGUUUGACCCCUGGGCUACCGUGAGGGUUCAUGGCAGCGGGGAGCAGCAGCCUGAGAUUCAGCAGCACUGUUCGGUCGGUACUGAGGUACCUGGCAUAAAGCAGUCUAAGCCAGCUAGUGUCAAUAAACGCCAGGAAAAGUCCCUGUGCAGGGGCUUGGGUUUUACAGACCAAGAAGCAGUACACACUGCUCACAAUGUCCUCUCUGCGCCCCCAAGUUCUAGUGGACCCAAGCCCAUCUCCCCAGAUACCUUGAAUGAAGGCCAACAAUUCAUCACCAGGUUAUCUUCUGCCAUAGCUGUCACUUUGGUUCACCCGGGACACAAUUCCACGUCAUAUUACAACUCGGUGCUGAAUCGCAGCCUCGAGGCUGUUAACAGCCACCUGCAAUACACGUACCUCAGUUUGCAGGACCUGUCACCCGGAGAGCUGCCCAAGGACCAUAAGAGCCCCAGUGGUGGAUAUGUCUGUGAGCUGCGGUGCCAGAGUAUUUGUAUCGCCACUGGCUACGCAGGGACGAAGAAGGCGGCUAGGAAGCGAGCCUCAGAGAUGGCCGUCAAACUUCUUCAGAAGCCAGUGGAGGUACGGGUCAUGCAGCACCGACACAGGUAUGAAAUGGUGGCCUGUUCCAAGGACGACUCUGCCCGACAACUGGCGACACCUCUGAGAGACCCUGAUGAUAAGUCAGCACCCAGUGGCGGAGACAAGGAGGAGCGGGGGCGCUGGUAUAAUUUUGCGAUUGUCGAGAACGCCCAGGAUGCCAUUAGUAUCCUUGGUAACUCCGCAAAUCUCAACGGCAUGAAAAUCGACUACAGAUUUGACGAGCUUCCUAUGGACGGCCUCUGGCGGUGCUGCGUCUGUUUGGAUGGGGAGCCAGUCGCGCAGGCAAAGGGGCGGAGCAAAAAGAUUGCCAAGCUCACGGCGGCCAAGGAGGCCUUAGAGAAGCUACGGCAGAACAACGCAACCAGAGAGGAGCAGUGGAAACCGUACGGAAGUACCAACCCGCACCUGACGGAGCUGGUUAUACUGGAGAAUGAUUCCAACGCCGUAGGCAUCAUCAACAACACAGCCCAAUUCAACAAGGUGCCCGUCGUCUACGAUUUGACGCAGUUGCGUAAUCGACAGUGGAAGUGUAAAGUGUUUCUGGGUGGCCAGUUUGUGGCUGAAGCCGUGGGCCCCAAGAAGAGCGUGAAGCAGAUGGCAGCAGAGAUCGCCCUUGGCACACUGAGGCAGACGCACGUCGUGGUCAAGAGGAGGGCGCAACAAACGGACAGCGAGGACGCCAUCUCACGCGAGCAGAUAACCGGCCGCUCGGACCCUGCUGCGGCGCUGCCGGCCAUCAAAGACGACAACAUUGGGAAGCAGCUCCUGCGCAAAAUGGGCUGGACCGGUGGCGGCCUGGGCCGUGAGGGCGAGGGAAUCGCCGAGCCAAUCAAUGUCAAGGAGCAGAUCGCGAGGGAGGGGCUGGGGCUGGAGUCACAGAAGCCUGCUCAUGAGCUCGACAAGAGGGACCUGGAGGCCAUCAUCCAGAGAUACUCCACUUCGGAACAGAGGGACGACCUGCGCUUCUCCGCCGACCUCGACAAUGCGGAGCGCAAGAAGAUCCAUCAGCUGUGCCAGAAAUAUGGCCUGCGAAGCAAGUCGUAUGGCCAAGGCACCCAGCGCUUCCUCAUUGUUAGCCACAAGGUGCAGAGUAAGCUGCUCAUUGAGCAACUUAUUAAGGAAGGCCAGUACGGCCAGUGUGGCCAGUAUGAGCUGGUGAAGCCACUAAACUAAGCGAGACGAGAACAAAACUGCCGUGACUGACUGAGAUUCAGAAACCUGUUACAGGAAGUUCUCUUGUCUAUUGGCAGAAUGGAAGGUUGCACUUUAUAGUAUACAGGCAAUACUUGAACUUGGCCAAUCCAAGCAGACACUUGGUAACUUUGCCCUGAUGAUCAGGAGACCUUGCCGAAGUGGUGGUUCUUUGUGUGUCUUCGUAUUUGUAUGUACUUUCUAAAAUGCAGCUAUCCUCGUGUGCCCGUUUGGUUGUGCGUUUGAAUCUGAAAAGCAAUUUGCCAAUUUGUUAUUUGUGUUGCCUAUGUUGAGAUCCAAAAGAGCCUCACAGAGGAAGUCUGAAAAUUCAUUAACUUGUAUUGUUACCAAUUUUAUGACGGGGUCAUUGACCUUCUCACCACAGUUUUUUUUUUUUUGUUGUCCUACAAACCCUCAGAGAUUACAAAAAUAUAACAAGACAAAUCUGAGCAGGGUCUGAAAUAUAUGAUGCUUGUAAUACACGGCCAACACUAGCUUAAUAAUAUUAGUAGUCCUUGUGGUGAACUAUACUGAAAAGUCAGAAUUAGAAAAUAGUCUUGGAUUUGUCCACUGUGCAUUCUGUGGUUUUCUCUGUCCCAGCAUUGCUCACUGGGAUCUCAGGUACCACUGUCAGGGACCACAGUAUCCAGACUAAGAACGUACACCUGAAUAUAGGCAUUUUCCUAUAUUCCUAUAUAUAUAGGCAACAGAAACCUCUUUAUUCUCCAGCUUUUGUGAAUUAGCUGAGGAUUAGACCGUCAUAUCGCACUGAAAGUUAAAAUGUUAAACCCAUGUUAAAACGAGGGUCGCAGCUGAAACCGAACUGUGGAUGUAUUUCUUUGUGGAUAAGAGCUGUAUCGUACCUGCGUCCCUGUCACGCGACUCGGUUUUCACAGAGUGACCACAGCGCGACUCUGUCUUCAUUCCUUCGUUUGAUUUAGAUUUCAUAAGAUUCCCUUUGUGCUCUAGCAUCAGUUUGACGGUCGGACAGAUAUUGAACUCAAAUCGCUGCGUGUGCCACGAUUUCCACAUAACGGGAGAAGGUACGUUACAGUGUAGAAAUGAAGGACCUCAUUAAAACACACUAGGAGCUGAUUUCCAAAAUAUCACUGUCAACAUAUUUACACUCACCUAACUCAUUAGUGGCAUCCUUUCUAAAAUGCGAGCAAAUCUACUUUUAAUAUGGCAAUCUAGGCUUACUAUUGUGAGCAGAUUAUUACCAGUAUGAAAACAAGCUGCAGGUCAGUCCGUUUUAGGCUUAAUAAAAGUCUAAGAAGCCUCAUUUGCUUUACGUGUGAAAGUUGUUUUUGUUAGUGUACUGUAAAUAAAUAUGUUCAUGUUCUGUA